Molecule: messenger RNA, 1787 nt
Organism: Cyprinodon variegatus (sheepshead minnow)
Lineage: Eukaryota; Metazoa; Chordata; Actinopteri; Cyprinodontiformes; Cyprinodontidae
Gene: chrna10a
Product: neuronal acetylcholine receptor subunit alpha-9-like
Exons: 5
Coding region: 120-1703 (527 amino acids)
Biological process (GO): regulation of membrane potential; nervous system process; monoatomic ion transmembrane transport
Cellular component (GO): postsynaptic membrane; neuron projection; synapse
Molecular function (GO): transmembrane signaling receptor activity; acetylcholine-gated monoatomic cation-selective channel activity
Source: RefSeq, a predicted model, not a curated record
UCACUGUUUACUGCUGGAAUAAGCUACAUUAUUAUAAAUAAUAAAUAUUAUUAUGAUUAUUAUUAUUUAGUACAGUUGUAUUAAAAAGGGUUAUUGGAUGCAGAUCAUAUGCGUAAAAAAUGGUAGACUGGAGACUUUCGACUUUACUUCAAUCGUUUCUGUUCUUCAGUGUCAUUACAGCAUGUGAGGGUGCAUACGCCAAAUAUGCCCAGAAGCUCCUGACAGAUUUAAUGACCAACUACACCAGUGCGCUGAGGCCUGUGGAGGACACAAACACAAUCCUAAAUGUGACUCUACAGGUUACACUCUCACAAAUUAUUGACAUGGAUGAGCGAAAUCAAAUUUUGACAGCAUAUCUAUGGAUAAGGCAAGUGUGGUUUGAUGCACACCUCAAAUGGAAUAAAGAUGAGUACGAUGGACUCGAUACCAUCCGUAUACCUGGUAGUUAUGUAUGGAGACCUGAUAUAGUCCUAUAUAACAGUGCAGACAACCACUUUACCGGCCCAAUGGAUACCAAUGUGGUGAUCCGGCAUGACGGCCAAAUGAUGUGGGAUUCUCCUGCUAUCACAAAGAGUUCAUGCAAAGUGGACGUGUCCUUUUUUCCUUUUGAUGGCCAACAGUGCAGGUUUACCUAUGGCUCUUGGACCUACAACGGAAACCAGCUCGACAUCCUGAACGCCAUGGAGAACGCCGACCUAGCUGACCUGGUGGAAAACGUAGAGUGGGAAGUGCUUGGGAUGCCAGCAAAGAGGAAUAUUGUUCUGUAUGGAUGCUGUGCAGACCCAUACCCAGAUGUGACUUACACGCUGAUGCUCCAGAGAAGAGCGUCCUUUUAUGUUUUCAACCUCCUCAUACCAUGUGUAAUGAUCUCUUUUCUGGCCCCACUGGGUUUCUACUUGCCCGCUGAUUCUGGGGAAAAGGUUUCUUUAGGUGUUACUGUGAUGCUAGCCCUCACUGUCUUUCAGCUGUUGGUUGCCGAAAUUAUGCCACCUUCUGAAAAUGUGCCUCUCAUUGGAAAAUAUUACAUUGCAACGAUGACAAUGAUUACAGCCUCCACUGCUCUGACCAUCUUCAUCAUGAACAUUCACCACUGUGGUCCAGAUGCCAAACCUGUUCCAAAGUGGGCCAAAAAAGUCAUUCUGCAGUAUAUGGCAAGAAUGUGCUUUGUUUAUGAAGUUGGGGAGAACUGUAUGUCAGCAGAGACGGAGAAACAUGAUCCUCCUUUUGGAGGGAACACCAACUGCACCAUGAAUGGGCAGGUAGGACUAGGAAGAGAGGACUGCAUCAUUAACAGUGGUCAAGAGACAGUCAGAUCUGUCAUCACAGAAGAGAAAGAAGAAAAUGAUCAAAUCCUAAGUCCAUUGGGCUCAGUGGGGAAGAACCCUACAAACCAGUACAGCACUUGGAAGAAGGAUAUUUUACUGGACUAUGGGGAACCAGGGGGUCCAAGGAGGUGCAGAAAAGGAGGGGUGAGCGGUGGAGAGAGAAAAGGUCAAGAGAUUUCCUGCAACACCCAUGCCAACGAUGAAUUGCUGCUGCAUAACAUUGAGUACAUUGCCAGCUGUUAUAGGGAUCAGAGGGCCAUGCAGAGACGGACUGGGGAAUGGAAAAAAGUAGCCAAAGUUUUAGAUCGCUUCUUCAUGUGGAUGUUUUUCAUAAUGGUGUUUUUCAUGAGCCUGCUUAUCAUGGGCAAAGCUAUCUAGUCAGCACUACUUUUAUGUGGUUGUUAAAACUAUUAAGUCAAACUGGUCAAAUUAGACAUUAAAUAGUGGUUUGUAACUUACUCU